This is a messenger RNA of Aspergillus clavatus NRRL 1, 3183 nucleotides long. It is a transcript of the gene pmr1, whose product is annotated as Ca(2+)/Mn(2+)-transporting P-type ATPase PMR1. Bases 1 to 3183 code for a protein of 1060 amino acids. The transcript has 3 exons. Gene Ontology annotation, biological process: manganese ion transport; intracellular calcium ion homeostasis; calcium ion transmembrane transport. Gene Ontology annotation, cellular component: plasma membrane; Golgi membrane; endoplasmic reticulum. NCBI's taxonomy places the organism in Eukaryota, Fungi, Ascomycota, Eurotiomycetes, Eurotiales, Aspergillaceae. Gene Ontology annotation, molecular function: P-type calcium transporter activity; ATP hydrolysis activity; ATP binding. The record is from RefSeq and is a predicted model, not a curated record.
AUGUCAAGCUCCGCAACGCCUGCGCUACCUUUGCACAAUGCUCAGGUCUCAAGGUCUGCGUCCGCAACGCCUGUGACAGGCGUGCACUCUCCAUCGACAUCCACAUCGACGUACUCCCUAUUAAGUCCAGAGGAAACCGCGCAACGCCUGCAAACCUCUCUGCUCCAUGGUCUGACACCAGCUGAGGCAGAGAUACGAUUGUUACGUGAUGGAGCGAACGAAUUGCCUCAUGAGGAACCGGAGCCCCUGUGGCUUCGGUUUCUCAAGCAGUUCAAGGAAACCCUCAUUCUGCUCUUGCUGGCCUCUGCGGCCAUCUCGUUUUUCAUGGGCAACUACGAUGAUGCCCUUAGCAUCACGCUCGCGGUGACAAUCGUCGUGAGCGUCGGCUUUGUUCAAGAAUACAGAUCGGAGAAAUCUUUGGAGGCUUUGAAUCGUCUAGUGCCCCAUCAUGCACACCUCAUCCGCGAUCUCCCCGCUUCGUAUAUUCCGCCAUCGAAUAAUGCCAAGGCAGGGGCUACACCGGUGGAAUUCGAAAUGGAGCAUCUCAAAACCAGAGUCCCGAGCACCGCGUCCGCCGCGAUCAAGGCCUCCAGUACCGUCCUGGCGAGCGAGCUUGUCCCUGGUGAUCUGGUCCUGUUCACCACCGGCGACCGUAUUCCAGCAGAUAUUAGAAUAACUGCGGCCACCGACUUGAGCAUCGACGAAUCGAAUCUGACGGGCGAAAACGAGCCUGUGGUCAAGUAUACCGACGCAUUACGCGGCACUAAAACCAAUCUCUCUCAUUCGCCCAAAAUCAUCAGUCCUCCUCGGUCACCGUUCUAUGACGCACCCGCCAGCGGGGCGGUUGGCGCAGAUAUUCGGCUGAAUGAACAACACAAUAUCGCAUUUAUGGGAACACUGGUACGGUCCGGCUACGGUCAGGGCAUCGUCAUAGGGACUGGUGCCCGGACCGAGUUUGGCAGUAUCUCGGUGUCCCUUCAAGAGAUUGAAAGUCCACGGACGCCACUGCAGCUUUCGAUGGAUCGGUUGGGUCAGGAACUCAGCUACAUCUCCUUUGGGGUCAUCGCUUUGAUUGUCGUCAUUGGAUUAAUACAGGGCCGGAAGCUCCUGGAGAUGUUUACCAUCGGCGUUUCGCUUGCCGUGGCCGCGAUUCCGGAAGGUCUUCCGAUCAUUGUGACUGUCACCCUCGCUCUUGGUGUGCUACGUAUGGCCAAGCGAGGGGCAAUUAUGCGAAGGCUUCCCAGUGUUGAGACUCUUGGAUCCGUGAAUGUGGUUUGUAGCGACAAGACGGGCACCCUCACGCUUAAUCACAUGGCUGUCACCAAGAUGUGGCAUUUCGACUGCCCAGAACCAUUCGAGAUCCACAACAUCUCCUCCUUGACUCCUGGGCCCGCUGCUCGGACGGUUCUUCGGAUUGGUAACAUCGCCAACAACGCCAGACUAUCCCGUGUGAGUGCCAAUUCUCCAGCUAGUGCCUCCUCUGCGGCAGUCCUGUCUUCUACGGUCGAUAGCGCUUCUGGGGCUGUCAAGAGUCGUUGGGUCGGCCAACCUACAGACGUUGCUAUCCUGGAUUUAUUGGAUACCUUUGGAGAGGAUGAUUUGCGCGACCGCAUCAGUGGACGCGUGGCCGAAACGCCGUUCAGCUCGGAACGCAAGUGGAUGGGUGUGAUAAUCGGCAGUGGGCUCAACGAUUCAACCUCGUUCGGCGGUGGUACCAACGUCGCCUAUGUCAAAGGUGCUCUGGGCCAGGUUCUGAACCGCUGUGAUACUUACUUGACCAAGGACGGCCGAGAGGUUAUCCUGGACGAGCCGCGACGAAACAUCGUGAGGCAGGCGGCAGAACAAAUGGCAUCGGAAGGGCUCCGGGUACUGGCAUUUGCUAGUGGACCUGUAAGGGAUACGGCCAAAGGGGGAAGGAACUUUGGCAGUCGAUCUAGUACUCCCAUGUCGAAAACGAGCCAGACCGACGAAGAUGAUCGGUAUACCGGGCUUGUGUUCGCUGGGCUGGUGGGGAUGAACGAUCCUCCACGGAAGGACGUCCACAGGUCCAUCAGGCGUCUUAUGUCAGGAGGCGUUCGGGUAAUAAUGAUCACCGGAGAUGCGGAAACCACGGCAGUCGCAAUUGCGAAGAAGCUCGGAAUGCCGGUGAAUGAUACCCCUGGAUCAAGAUCCGUCCUCGGGGGUGAUGAUCUCGAUCGUAUGAGCACUGAGGAGCUGGCGCAGGCGAUCUCGUCGACCUCAAUCUUCGCACGCACCAGUCCGGAACACAAGAUGAAGAUCGUGCGCGCUUUGCAGUCUCGGGGUGACGUUGUGGCCAUGACUGGGGAUGGGGUGAACGACGCACCGGCAUUGAAGAAGGCAGAUAUUGGCAUUGCCAUGGGCAAGCUGGGCACCGACGUUGCGAAGGAGGCUGCGGACAUGAUCUUGACGGACGACGACUUCUCCACGAUCCUGCGCGCAAUCGAACAGGGCAAGGGGAUAUUUUACAACAUCCAAAACUUCAUCACUUUCCAGCUCAGUACCAGUGUUGCGGCACUCAGUCUCGUGCUGUUGAGCACGAUCUUGGGGUUCAAGAAUCCGCUUAACGCGAUGCAGAUUCUGUGGAUUAAUAUCCUCAUGGAUGGUCCGCCUGCGCAAUCACUGGGCGUUGAACCCGUCGACCCAACCAUUAUGAAUCGCCCUCCCCGGUCAAGAAAUGCCCGAGUUCUGACGAAACCGCUCAUCCAGCGAGUGCUGACAUCGGCUUUUAUGAUUAUGCUCGGUACCCUCGCGAUCUACGUCUACGAGAUGGGCGACAUCGACGAUGUCGCCAACCCGGGACAGCGCUCCCGCGUGGUCACAGCUCACGACACGACCAUGACAUUCACCUGCUUUGUGCUUUUCGACAUGUUCAACGCCCUCACGUGCCGCAGCGAGAGCAAAUCAGUGCUUCGGGGCGAGCUGUCGCUGUUCGGGAACAAGAUGUUCAACUACGCGGUGUUAGGCUCCUUGUUGGGCCAGGCCUGUGUGAUCUACCUUCCGUUCCUGCAGCGGGUCUUCCAGACUGAGCCCCUCAACGCUGCUCAUCUGUUCAAGCUCCUGUGUAUCUCGAGCACUGUGUUCUGGGUGGAUGAGGGUCGCAAGUACCUGAAUUCCGUCAAGCGGCGACAGGCGGUUGGGGUGGGAUAUAGUGUCAAUGUCUGA